GAAAACAAUCUGAAGUUGUCGUAGUUGUAUUUUUAAAGUAAUUAUGCCAUGAUUUUACCCAGACGGCCCCCGUGGGAAUAGAUGGUCUUCCGUGUUUAUUUAUACACAAUAAUGUUGCGAUCCAGUGGAUUAUACUUUGCAUAUUGCCUCACACAGGAGAGAAAGGAAAAGGAGAGUGAGCAGGAACAAAAAAAGGACCGCGUGGAUUUUGGAAUGCCUUUUCCGUCCAAUUUUGUUCUCGCAGAGGUCAGGUAGAGGAAAGAAUACCCGGCACACAGGUGGUCCGAGGUCACGGCGGGAGUAAGGGAAGGGGGUUAGUGUAUGUGUGUUGGCAUGUGGAGGUCGUUCUUCCCUCCCAUCGGGCUUUCAAUUCGGGCCUUUCUUGAGCUGCCAAAGCCAGAAGCAGAGCAGUUGAGUCUCCGAUCGCUUUUACAGAAGCCGUAGUUGAGCGGCGUCCAAAGACCACACGUUGGUAUUGUGUUCCGUAAGCGGCGUCCCAAGGUUACCAGGCGAGCUGCUGUGCGAAGAGCAAAUCAGCUGGCUUAUAUUUAGCCUUGCAAAUGGCGCUCUGUGGAUUAUGUCUUGCGACUCUCCGGUUUCGUCUUCAGCGAGUGUGUUUGCUAGCACGACUGGGGCUCCGGUCCGUGCUAUUCAGGUGAGGCUCCCAGUGUCGUGUUCUUCCGCACCGGCUCGUCUUCCAGGCAUUUUUUCGCUCCCCCCCUUGGCACAGCGAAAGAUAUUUACAGAGGUGAGGAGAGCAGCAAAUCCACUUGUGUGUCAGGACGUGGGGACGACCAGUCCAGUCUCUUUAGGGGCGGGGGAUCAUGGAUGUUCUGGCCUUAGAGGCAAAGAAUGUGAACGGUGCAGAACCAGAGAAGAAGGCUGCGUCCAGGCCCAGACCUAAACCUCCAAAAAAGCCCAAAAGGAUUGUGUACUUUGAGGUAGAGAUUGUGGAUGUUAAGACCAAGGAGAAACUUCUACUCCUGGACAAGGUGGAGCCAACCGCCACGGUUCUGGACAUCAAGGCCCUGUUUCAUAAAUCAUAUCCUAAGUGGCACCCGGCCAGACAAUCCCUGCGCCUGGAUCCAAAGGCUAAAAGUCUCAGGGAUGAAGAAGUUCUCCAAACCCUUCCUGUGGGAACCACAGCUAGCUUUUACUUCAGCGACCUCGGACCUCAACUCACAUGGGGAACCGUGUUCCUGGCAGAGUGUCUCGGCCCACUGCUCAUCUAUUUAAUGUUCUACUUCCGCCUCCCCUUCAUCUACGCUCCAAAAUAUGACUUUACCAGCAGCAAACACUGGGUGGUACAUUCUGCUUGCAUCUGUCACUCCUUCCAUUACAUCAAGAGGGUUCUGGAGACACUGUUUGUCCACCGCAUCUCCCACGGGACCAUGCCUCUGAGGAACAUAUUUAAGAAUUGUGGCUAUUACUGGUGCGUGGCAGCCUGGAUGGCGUACCACAUCAACCACCCUCUCUACACCACGCCUUGUAAGUGCAACUCUCUUCUGUUUACACUCGUAGCUAUUCCUUCAUCCGCCUCUCCUCUUUCUACAGUUUACGGGCAGCAACAGGUCAAUGUAGGACUUUACAUGUUCUGGGUCUGCCAAAUAGGGAAUUUCUCCAUCCAUGUUGCUCUUCGUAACCUGAAACCACCAGGUUCAAAAGUGAAAAAGAUUCCUUACCCGACGAAAAAUCCGUUCACGUGGAUUUUCUGGCUGGUGUCGUGUCCAAACUACACCUAUGAGCUGGGCUCGUGGAUAGGCUUCAGCGUGAUGACGCAAUGUGUCCCCGUGGCUCUCUUCACCGUGGUGGCCUUGGUCCAGAUGAGCGUGUGGGCUCGAGGGAAACACCGCGGCUACUUGAAGGAGUUUAAGGAUUAUCCCACCCUGCGCUCCUCAAUGCUGCCCUUCAUCCUUUAGGGCAGGGACCACCCCUGCUCCUUCCAGUCCAAGCUUGAGGCAGACUUGGGCUGGUUCAAAGUCUUAAUUGACUGUUGUUGACAAGAAGAUGCAUUUAAAAAAAAAAAAGGUAAUUGUCUUCUAUUCAGAUUUUCGCAGCAGACCCAUGUGUGACCGUGGUCAUCAAGUACACGCUAUGAUCAUUUUUGGUGCAUUUUGGGGGUUCAGAACCAAGUUUCCAACUAAACUUUGGGGGGGG
This is a messenger RNA of Nerophis lumbriciformis (worm pipefish), 2157 nucleotides long. RefSeq names its product trans-2,3-enoyl-CoA reductase a (gene tecra). Lineage: Eukaryota; Metazoa; Chordata; Actinopteri; Syngnathiformes; Syngnathidae. Gene Ontology annotation, biological process: very long-chain fatty acid biosynthetic process. The record is from RefSeq and is a predicted model, not a curated record. Gene Ontology annotation, molecular function: oxidoreductase activity, acting on the CH-CH group of donors.